Messenger RNA from Penicillium arizonense, 1326 nucleotides. RefSeq lists its product as uncharacterized. The transcript is spliced from 2 exons. Gene Ontology annotation, cellular component: U2-type post-mRNA release spliceosomal complex. Gene Ontology annotation, biological process: spliceosomal complex disassembly. The coding region runs from base 1 to 1326 and encodes 441 amino acids. The record is from RefSeq and is a predicted model, not a curated record. Lineage: Eukaryota; Fungi; Ascomycota; Eurotiomycetes; Eurotiales; Aspergillaceae.
AUGUUGGAGUUUGGUGGAAGCUGGGUCGGAGAAUCGUUGUUCCUGAUAUGCGAUAAGAGCUACCAAAUUGCCUCCGCAUUCACCAAGUUUCUCUCUUCUUCACCUUCUUUGGUGCUUUUCGCUAUGAGUUCCAGGUUUGCCAAUCGCAGGAAGCCGCGUAAGAUCGGGGGUAGUGAUGAGGAGGACGAUGGUGCUGCGCCAGAGCCAGUGGUCAAGAGACCGGCGAACUCGAAACCGAAACCGAAAUCUAAAUUGCGCAUGUCAUUUAAUCCCAGUGAAACCUCGAUGAACGAUGACGAAGACCAAGAAAGCGAGGUAGUCAUUCCGAAACGACAUGGUCUGGGACGCAAAGCUAUGGAACGAAGUGCUGGCCAGCAUACUGCUUCACAGAAUAUGUCUGCUCGGAUCAACCAGGACCAAGAUCGACCAACAUACAGCAACGACUACCUAAAGGAAUUGCGGGACUCGACGCCCUCGACACCGAAGACGAGCACCGAUGACGAACCGAGCAAGGCCGUUGAUGUGGCAGCGAAAUUCGGAGAGGUUAUGACCGUCUCGGGUCAAUCGCACAUACCCAGUGAAGCCGAGAUCCGAGAAAAGAAAGCUCGACGAGCGCGUCUGGCCAUGGAACACGGUGCCGAGGAGGACUUCAUCUCAUUAGAAGACGAUGACGCGGCUCAUGUCAGUGACUGGGAUGCAGUGGUGAGAGGAGAGAAACCAGCCCCAGACACAAGACUCAUCCGAGACGAUGAGGACUUUGCGGAAGGGUUCGAGGAGUAUGUGGAGGACGGCAAGAUCUCGCUUGGGCGUAAAGCAGAACGCGAAAAGAAACAAAAAGACCGUGAAGCAAUGCGAGAACUCAUCAAUGAUGCUGAGGGGAUCUCUGACGAGGAUGAUUCCGAUGUCGAAGAGAAGGCUGCGUAUGAAGCAGCACAGACCAAAGCUGCUAUGGGACAUGGCAAGUCUGAUGGUAUCGACCGACCGAAGACUCCUCCCAAAGUGACUUCACUGCCUCGGCUGGCCAGCAGUUUUGAAAGAUUGCGCAUGUCUCUGGCAUCCAUGCAGAAUGCGAAAACGCAAAUGAUCGCCCGCAUGGAAGAGUUGCGGAAGGAGAAGGCCGACAUCGCGGAUCGUGAAUUCGAGAUCCAGGCUAUGAUCAAAGAGGCUGGUGAUAACUAUGAGCGGCUCAAGAAGGAAGCUGGUGUUGACCCGACUGCCGAGGAUGAUGCUUCAAAAGGGGCUCUCGAGAAGUCCAGAGGAUUGGAAAGUAUUGGUGCGCCUGUGCCGGUGUCAGAUUCCUCUGAUUCUAGCUUUGAGGAGUCUUGA